UCCAUAGAAUUCUCUUCUGCCUCCGAUGCAAACAACUUUGUGUCCAAUUCUUUCUUGUCGGAACACAAAUAUUCUGCCACCAUCCCACAGUUUCAGGUCUCCAGAAUGGGAGUUGUAAGGAAUAUCCCGGUAGACUGGACACUAGAAGAACUAGUGUCUAAUAUUCAGUAUCCUCCUGGUUGUGGUAAGGUCGUAAAGGCUAGACGCAUCAACAUGAAAAAGAUUAUCGAUGGGUCCACAUGCUGGAUUCCCUCAACCACUGUGGUUUUAACCUUCCUAGGCCAAUCACUACCGAAAAAAAUCUUUUGUUUCUACACCUCUUUGCCUGUGGACACUUAUCAACUCCCCACGAUCCAGUGCAGAGGCUGCUGCCGUUUUGGGCAUAUAAAAGCUCAAUGCCGUUCAAAGCCUAGAUGCUAUAUGUGCGCUCAACCUCACUAUGGGGAUUCAUGCAACAACAUAGACUCCCCUCCAACAUGCCUUUUUUGUAGUGGUAACCAUAGGGCCACUGACCCCAAAUGUCCUGAACAUUCCAGGCAAAAGGCCAUAAAACUGGUCAUGUCAGAGGAGAGUAUCUCUUACACUGACGCAUCUCAUCGAUUCCCAAUAGUAAAGCGUUCAUUUGCUGAUGUUCUCUCCCAACCUUCAACUUCCUACUCUCAGACAGCCUUGCCCCACGCGGUCCCCUCUUCAUCUACCCCUCCUCCGCACAAUCAAAGCUAUUCUUCCUACCGGAAGACGGUAUAUCGGGAACGACGCACACCCCCAGAUUUAGGUAAAUCUUUUGACGUCCUUGCUCACAGGGAUAUUACAAACACCCCGUCAUCAACUCAACCCAAUGGAUGUGCAUUCCCCAACCCUAAUCUCGAUGACCCCACCCCCCUCCUUACUCCCAACGACAAUCUUAUUGAAUUAUUAAUCUGUUCCCUUGUUAAUCUAGUAUCCAAAUUUUCAGAUGCUCUACCGAACAACGUCAUUACUCUACUACAGCAAUUUAUCGUCACCUUAAUCAAUAAAAAUGGCAGGUCACAAUCUCCUUCAAUGGAACUGUAAAAGCAUCAGAAGAGCUAUGAAGUCAUCCCCAACAAAUGCCCUUCAAAUUGAAUGCGUCGAGGCUCCUCUGCAGCUACGGCGACAAUUUCUGUCAGAUAGGUUAUUUUAAACUUGGAAAUAAAUAAGAACUCUCCAGGAGCUAAUGCAGAGUUCAACAGAAUCUCUGAAAGGAACUGGCCAGGUUGGCUACAUCUUUAUACAGAUGCAUCUAAAAUUUCGGAUUCCGAUAAUGUAGGAGCAGCGGUCUGGAUUCCAAAGUAUAAAAUAAUCCUUAAUUAUAAAUGCCCACCUAAAUGUUCAAUAUUUACAGGUGAGUCUAUUGCCUUACUUGAAGCUGUCACCUUUAUUGAAUCUCAUAAACUGGCGAGAUCAAUUGUGUUUUCAGAUUCUCUUAGUUGCCUUCAGGACAUCAUUAAAAAACCAUUUCACUCAAAGGAUAACUUUUACCUGACUCUCAAAAUUAAGGAAGUUUUAUUUAAAUGCCAACAAUCGGGGAUUGAAGUUAUUUUGGCAUGGAUCCCAAGCCACAGUGGCAUAACAGGAAAUGAAAUCGCUGACCAAUGCGCCAAGGAGGCUAUCCGCACGGGCAGAGAGGUGUAUAACAAAGAAUUUUCUAGAGAUAUUCGUUGUCUUGCUAAACCACAUUUACAUAAAUCAUGGACGGAAAGGUGGAACAAUUCUAGGCUCAUAAAGGGUAAGUAUUAUGGUGGCAUCCAGCCAUUUGUUCCCAUAAAACCAUGGUUUUUUAAAUAUCGCAAUUUCGACAAACCUGUUUGUUCCACCAUAAUCAGACUUCGUUUGGGACACGUGUGUUCGCCUGUUUUCCUGGCAAAGCUUCGUAUCCGCGAUCAUUCCCUGUGUGAAUGUGGAGAAGAGGAGGGUACUCUUGAUCACUUGUUUUUUAAUUGCCCCCGACUGAAUGUUUCCUUAUAUGAUGUACUACCCCCUAAAAUUCCCCGCCCUGUAAAUGUUAACUUUCUCCUCACAUUAGUGUAUACCCCUUUUAUAAAUAUUUUAUCUAGGUUUAUUAAAUAUAAUAACAUAAAACUCUAAUAAUUUUCAUAGUUUAU
Messenger RNA from Pectinophora gossypiella (pink bollworm), 2123 nucleotides. RefSeq lists its product as uncharacterized. The record is from RefSeq and is a predicted model, not a curated record. The transcript is spliced from 3 exons. NCBI's taxonomy places the organism in Eukaryota, Metazoa, Arthropoda, Insecta, Lepidoptera, Gelechiidae. Bases 106 to 1053 code for a protein of 315 amino acids.